Arxiozyma heterogenica is the source of this 1686-nucleotide messenger RNA. Its product is annotated as sugar porter family MFS transporter. The transcript has a single exon. Gene Ontology annotation, molecular function: carbohydrate:proton symporter activity. The record is from RefSeq and is a predicted model, not a curated record. Gene Ontology annotation, cellular component: plasma membrane. Gene Ontology annotation, biological process: transmembrane transport; carbohydrate transport. The coding region runs from base 1 to 1686 and encodes 561 amino acids. NCBI's taxonomy places the organism in Eukaryota, Fungi, Ascomycota, Saccharomycetes, Saccharomycetales, Saccharomycetaceae.
AUGUCCCAGAUAAAGGAUGAAAAUUCAACUUCCACUGAAAGUGGAUCCCGUUCUAUUCUCUCCCAAAAUUCAAACAAGUAUGACAAAAAUGAUUUAGAUAAUUUCGAGAAACAAGAAACUACACAAGCAGAAAUGCCAAAAAAACCUGCUUCUGCAUAUAUUGUUUCAUCAAUUUUGUGUUUAAUGAUUGCUUUUGGAGGUUACGUUUAUGGUUGGGAUACUGGUACAAUUGGUGGUUUCUUAAAUCAUAUCGAUUUCCAAAAAAGAUUUGGUCAACAACAUGAUGAUGGAACCUACUAUUUCUCAAACGCAAGAACUGGUUUAAUUGUUUCUAUUUUCAAUAUUGGUUGUGCUAUUGGUGGUAUUGCAUGGUCUAGAAUUGGUGACAUAUGGGGUAGAAGACUCGCAUUAGUUUGGGUUACUAUCGUUUAUAUGGUUGGGUUAGUUAUUUCUAUCACUGCAACAGACAAGUGGUACCAAUACUUUAUUGGUAGAAUUAUUUCCGGUGUGGGUGUUGGUGGGAUUGCUGUAUACUCUCCAUUAAUGAUCUCUGAAGUAUCUCCAAAGCAUCUUAGAGGUACUUUGGUCUCAUGUUAUCAAUUAAUGAUCACCUUAGGUAUCUUCCUUGGUUAUUGUGCUAAUUAUGGUACGGAACACAGUUAUAAGGACUCUAGACAAUGGAGAAUUCCACUUGGGUUAGGUUUUGCUUGGGGUUUAUUUAUGAUUGCUGCUAUGUUAUUUGUCCCAGAAUCUCCACGUUUCUUAAUCGAAGUUGGUAGAAUGGAAGAUGCUAGAAUCUCCGUAGGCAGAUCUAAUAAAUUACCUGCUGAUGAUCCUACUGUAAUUGCAGAAGUCGAAUUCUUAGCUGCUGGUAUCGAAGCAGAAAGAGCUGUAGGAAAUGCCACCUGGGGUGAAUUAUUUUCUACUAAAGGUAAGGUUUUACAAAGAACUAUUAUGGGUGUCAUGAUCCAAACUUUACAACAAUUAACAGGUGCUAAUUACUUCUUCUACUACGGUACUCAAAUUUUUGCAUCUGUUGGUUUACCAGAUUCAUAUGAAACUGCUAUCAUUAUUGGUAUUGUGAACUUUGCUUCAACUUUCCCUGCUUUCUAUGUGGUUGAUAAAUUUGGUAGAAGAACUGGGUUAUUGUGGGGUGCUGCUGGUAUGAUUUGUUGUUUUGUUAUUUUCGCAUCAGUUGGUGUCACCAGUUUAUAUCCAAAUGGUAAAGAUCAACCAUCCUCUAAAGGUGCUGGUAACUGUAUGAUUGUUUUCACUUGUUUCUUUAUUUUCUGUUUUGCUACAACUUGGGCCCCAACUGCUUAUGUCAUUGUUUCUGAAUCAUUCCCAUUAAGAGUCAAGGCUAAAGGUAUGGCCUUAUCUAUUGCCGCCAACUGGAUCUGGAACUUCUUAUUAGGUUUCUUCACUCCAUUCAUCACUGGUGCAAUCAACUUCUACUAUGGUUAUGUCUUCAUGGGUUGCUUAUGUUUUGCUUGGGUUUAUGUUUUCUUCUUUGUUCCAGAAACUAAAGGGCUAUCUUUGGAAGAUGUUAACAUUAUGUGGGAAGAAGGGGUUUUACCAUGGAAAUCAAGCAGAUGGGUACCACCAACUAAGAGAGACGAGUCUUAUGAUGUUGAAGCCAUGGCUAAUGAUGAUAAACCAUUAUAUAAAAGAAUGUUGGGCAAAUAA